Drosophila arizonae is the source of this 770-nucleotide messenger RNA. It is a transcript of the gene GstT1, whose product is annotated as Glutathione S transferase T1. Gene Ontology annotation, biological process: glutathione metabolic process. Gene Ontology annotation, molecular function: glutathione transferase activity. The record is from RefSeq and is a predicted model, not a curated record. Gene Ontology annotation, cellular component: cytoplasm. Lineage: Eukaryota; Metazoa; Arthropoda; Insecta; Diptera; Drosophilidae.
GACCGAGUUUUUCCGGAUUAAUUUACUGAGAUGGCACAGGCUCUCAAGUUGUACUACGACUUCCUGUCGCCACCAUCGCGAGCUGUGUGGCUCGCGCUCAAAUUGAGCAAAACGCAAUUUGAAGCCUGUCCCGUGGCGCUGCGCAAACGUGAGCAGUUGACCGAUGAGUACAAGAAGAUCAAUCGCUUCCAGAAGUUGCCCGCACUGGUGGAUGGCAGCUUCCACCUUUCUGAGAGCGUGGCCAUGAUCCGUUAUCUUGCGGAUAAGAAUAAGUUGAGCCAGCAGAUUUAUCCAAAGGAUCUGGAGACGCGUGCUCGUGUGGAUGAGUAUUUGAUGUGGCAGUUCCGAAACGUGCAUGUGCCCUGUGGCACAUACUUUCUGAAGGGUUGGCUAUUGCCCAUCAAUGGACUCGCGCCCAAGCCCAAGCCGGAGGUGGUUGCUAAACUUGUAAAAGAUGUUGAGACCAGUCUGGAUCUCCUUGAGCGCUUCUGGAUGAACGAUGAUUACUUGGUUGGCGACAAGCUCACAGUGGCAGAUUUAUCGUGCUCCUCUGAGAUAGAACAGCUGAGACUCUGCCAGUUCCAUGUGAACGAACGACAAUUCCCAAAGGUGGCCAAGUGGUUAGAGCGCGUGCGCAUCGCAUCCAAGCCCUACAACGAUAUCGCCUACGAGUUCGUUAACCAAAAGGCUAAGCAGGCAGCUAAGUUGUGAGCCGAUCUGUCCAGCUCCCUUACUUUUCCCUGCCUUCUUAGUCUAAUUUUGCCUGAGUG